ACUACUGUUGUUGAGGAGUCGACUGUUGUUGCCCCCACUACCGUCGUUGAGGAGUCGACUGUUGUUGCUCCUACUACCGUCGUUGAGGAGUCGACUGUUGUUGCUCCGACCACCAUCGUCGAGGAGUCCACCGUCGUUGCCCCUACCACAAUCGUCGAGAAGUCGACUGUUGUUGCUCCUACCACUGCCACCGCGGUUGUGACCACCACCAGCACUCCUACCACCCUUUCGUCGUCGACCACUUCUGAGGUCUCGUCGAGCGCUUCGUCUGUUUGCACUCCUUCGACUUCGAUCUACCCCAACCUGAUUGUUCCCAUCAACUCUGAGACCCCCGACACUGCUCUCGGAACUGGAUACUGGGCCAACAUCACCAAGUCGGACAGCGAGGAGCAGGAUGUCUUGCUUGAGUUUGACAUUUCGAGCGAGUACACUGGUACCUGCGAGCUCAAGUUCAUGUUCCCUGAUGACAUUAUUACUUUCCCGUUCGUUCUUGAGGGCGACACCUCUGUUGAGGUGUACGAGCUUACCAGCCAGGUUACCGAGUCUGACACCUGGAACGACCACCCGGCCACUGGCGACUUGCUUGCGACUGUUGACUUGGUUCGUGGAGGAUACGCUUACUCGCCUACGUUCAAGUGCAAUGCUGGCUCGUACAACGCGUACUUGCUCAAGUGCACUGGCGACUGUGUUGUUGAGUACUUUAUCGACUACAACCCUCCCCCUGUUGGAACUGUGAUCACUCCUUGCGCUUAAGCGUAGAUGUGAGGAACGGUGAGGAAAGUUGAAAAGAAAAAGAUUAAGUGAAGGAUGAGCAGGAUGAAAAGUAUGAAGUGAUUAUAUUAUUACCCGAUGCUCUUGCUAUUACCAUCAUUAUCAUUUGAGUCGGCAUCUAGUGCUGUUUAAUGUGUUUUUUAUUACGGGUCAUUGUGUGUUUUGCUACAGGUGUACUAAUAAUUUUGGAUGUUCAAUAAAUUAUUGCGAUAAAUAUAG
Myxozyma melibiosi is the source of this 990-nucleotide messenger RNA. RefSeq lists its product as uncharacterized. Lineage: Eukaryota; Fungi; Ascomycota; Lipomycetes; Lipomycetales; Lipomycetaceae. The record is from RefSeq and is a predicted model, not a curated record. The transcript has a single exon. Bases 454 to 753 code for a protein of 99 amino acids.